Messenger RNA from Puccinia triticina, 906 nucleotides. RefSeq lists its product as uncharacterized. Bases 1 to 906 code for a protein of 301 amino acids. Lineage: Eukaryota; Fungi; Basidiomycota; Pucciniomycetes; Pucciniales; Pucciniaceae. The record is from RefSeq and is a predicted model, not a curated record. Gene Ontology annotation, molecular function: zinc ion binding. The transcript is spliced from 2 exons.
AUGAAGCUUUUCAUUUUAAUGUGUCUAUCCUUUUUUAUCCUGGUACCUAUGGUCGUUUGCCCGUCGUUAUCAGGACGUGAUCAAGCAAACGGCCAGGAUAUUGCACAAGAGGAGACGGUACCGUUGCGAUGGCAUUCAGAGGACUCUUCGCAGGAAAUUGCCGGGCCAACCACGGAGCCGGGAUGGACGCGAUGGUUUCUGGAGACGGUUGGGCGAUGGCUUGGCGUUGGGCGCUUAAUGACCAAUGAUCAUCAAUCAUCUGCGUCCGAAACAAUUGCCGAUGAAUCAACAGCUGCUAUUGCGUGGAUGAGCGCACUCACGGGGCAGACAACCCGAUGUAGGUGGGAUCUGGUGCCUGAUCUGCACGACGAGUUGAUCCGUCAGUACCGGCUUGCUCAUGGGUUGCAACUUCGAGUCAACGCUGCUUUCGACAGCAACAUCCUCGUUUUGGGGUAUAUGCCUUAUAGCGACCAAUACCGGUUGCCAAUCGAACCUGGGAAAGUUGAAAUAGUCACAUUGAACAAAGCCCUGGAUGAGCUGGGAAGAACCAGCAGCAAACCGAAAAAGUUGAAUGGCCAGCCAACUGGAGCUUACAACCACAUGAAACAGCCUAUCAAUCUUGACCACACCGCCGGGAAUCACGAGGGCAGCGCAACUUCUAUUUCCUCUGAUCAAAUACCAUCACAUGUCCUAUAUGGCGGCCCAGCCGGCGAAGAAUGCACAAUUUGUCAAAGACCAUUCCAGUCGCCUCAAGAAUCCGGAGAGAAUCAUUGGUCUUUCUGCAAAGUUGCAAAACUCAAGAGUUGUCCACAUUACUACCACUUCGAAUGUAUCCAUGAAUGGAUGCCCGGGUACUGGCAAAAUAGCUGCCCACUUUGUCGGAACAUGAUAUCCGACUUCAUUUGA